UUUUCUUUUUUUUCUGUUCCUUAUUUUUUUUUUUAUUUUUUUUUUUAUCUUUUUGGCAUUAUAGUUAUCAACCAUAUCAUUCAUUGCUUGCUAGAAUAGCUUUCCAUUAAAAUACGAAUAUGACUGUAACAGCAGAUAGAUAUACACCUCCUUCACCUGGAUCAAAAAUUAUUGUGGUUGGCGGCGGCUGUUUCGGUCUAUCAACUGCUUAUGCUCUUGCUUUGAAAAAGCAAUAUCAGAUCACUGUUUUUGAUAGACAACCAAUUCCAAGUCCCGAUGCUGCCUCGACAGAUAUCAAUAAAAUUGUACGCAUGGACUAUGCUAAUGAUACACUGUAUAUGCAUUUGGCAGUGGAGGCCUUUGGAUUGUGGGAUCAAUGGAAUAAAGAAAGAGCUAAGAAAAAUUUAGAACCUGUAUUUCAUCAGAACGGCGUUUUAUUAUUGAGCGGUAAAGACAAACUCUCAGACUUUGAAAGGAAUUCAAUUCGCAAUAUUCGUGAGGCUGGAUAUGGUCAUUUUAUAGAAGAGUACAAAUGUCCAGAGGAGAUUAUAGAGAGAUUUCCCGCCUUUGAAAAGGCUGUCAAGAAGGGUUAUAACACAGGCUAUUUGAACAAAGCCGGAGGAUGGUGUAACUCGUCGGAGGCUGUGAAGCACAUUUAUAAUAAAUGUAUUGAAGAAGGCGUUCAAUUUGUUAUAGGAGAACAAAAAGGGUGUCUGGAUAAAGUGCACUGCGAUACAAAAAAUCCUAAUACAGUGGUGGGCAUAAAGACAAAAGAUGGGCAAACACACUAUGGUGAUCUAGUGCUGCUAACCACAGGAUCAUGGACAGCUGGACUCGUGGAUAUGCAUAACCAGGUUGUUGCAACAGGUCAACAAGUUAUUCAUUUUCAACCACCUGAGAACCUUCGUCGGUUAUGGGAAAAACUUCCUGUAUGGUUAGGAGAUAUAUCAAACACAGGGUUUUAUGGAUUCCCUUGCAAUGCUGAUGGAAAGUUGAAGGUGGGAAGACAUCAUAGCGGGUAUCUACAUCCUCGGGUAGAGGAUCAAGUUUCGGUACCUCGGACACAAGUAACAAACGCAACAGAUACCAUCCCUAUUUCUACUCUACGUGAAUUUCGUGAGUUUUUGGAUCACUUUUUACCCGAAACGACAAAUCUUGAUAUAACGUUUGCGAGAAUGUGCUGGUAUUCUGACUCUAUCGAUGGGGAUUUUGUUAUUGGACCACAUCCUCAAUUCAAAAAUAUGAUUGUUGCAUGUGGCGAUUCUGGACACGCAAUGAAGUUUAUUCCUGUCAUUGGUUUCAAAAUAAGAGAAAUAGUGGAAGGUAGAGAUACCGAAUAUAGCCAUGCAUGGGCUUGGAGAAAUAUGGACGCAAAAGAUACAAAACUAGACGGCAUUCGUGCCGACUCAUUACUUCAAAGAGUGGUUCUAUGUGAACCUAAUAAUGACGAAGCAAGAAUGGCAACUGAAGGUGAAUUCAAGGCACACUAUUUCAGUUCACUAGCUCCACAAAAAUCCAAACUGUAACCAUCAUAAACUUUACUUGGAUAUCACUGGUUGAUAUUCUCUUUAGCAUCGAUACGCUUUUUAAUAAAACUCAACAUACUAGGC
Mycotypha africana is the source of this 1610-nucleotide messenger RNA. Its product is annotated as FAD dependent oxidoreductase. The coding region runs from base 120 to 1526 and encodes 468 amino acids. The record is from RefSeq and is a predicted model, not a curated record. The transcript has 6 exons. Lineage: Eukaryota; Fungi; Mucoromycota; Mucoromycetes; Mucorales; Mycotyphaceae. Gene Ontology annotation, molecular function: flavin adenine dinucleotide binding; sarcosine oxidase activity.